AUGCUCUCCUCCUCCAACGCGCUCGCCAAGGGCCCCGCCGCCGCCGCCAUCGCCUCGAUGGCAUACCAGCCCGCGCUGCGGCAGCAGCUCAUCAGCCAACGCCUCGACCGCCGCCCGUUGCGAACUAGGCCAACCAGCCCUCGCUGCGACAGCCUCGCCGCGCUGCUCGAGCUCGACGUCGAGACCUCGUACCACGCCGUGCAGGCCAUCGCACAGUUCGCGGCCGACGAGCGCUUCCGGCAGGUUCUGCCGGAGGCGGGCGCCAUCGGCCCCCUCGCCGGGCUGCUGUCCUCGCCGCAGCCGCACGUGCAGCAUUGCGCCCUCUCCGCCGUCGCCAACCUCUCCUUCGUCCCGUCGGCGGUGGGUCCGCUGUGCCAGAGCGGCGCGCUGACAGUGGUCGGGCAGAUGCUCUUCUCCCACGACGCGGCGGUCGGCGGGCACGUGGCGCUGCUCACCCAGCUCUCUUCGCCGUCGCCCGACGCGCAGAGCCAGGCGGCAAUGUCCAUCGGCCACAUGUGCCGUCACCGUCCGGCGGUGCAGGCGCUUCUGCAGGCGGAGACGGUGCCGCUGCUCUCGCACCUCCUCCACUCGCCGCACCCGGCUGUGCAGCUGCAGACCGUCUACGCGCUCGGCGCGCUGGCGGCGGAGGAGGAGGCGGCGGCGAGUGCGGUGCAGGUCGCCGGCGCCGUGGCGCCGCUGACGACGCUCCUCCUCUCGAGCGGCGCCGUGGAGGUGAAGCAGCACAUCGCGCUCACGCUGGCGCACACCGCUUUGCUGGACGUGCUCGCCGCCGGCGCCGAGGCGGAGCGGCAGGACAACCCCGGCCUCCCCUCGGCGCCAUCGCGGCGCCCUCUCGGCUGUAGGAAGCGAGGCGGCGUGCCCACCCUGCUCCGGCUGGUCGAGUCGAAGAAGCCUGCCGCCGUCGCACCCGCCGCGAGGGUCCUCGCCAACUUGCUUCGCGAUGAGCCGCCGGCCGGGCUCCCCGAGGCGGCGGUUGCUCCGGCGCUAGUGCAGGCCCUGUCGACGGCGAAGCCUUCCGCUGUGGUUGACCUGCUCUCCGCGCUCUCCCACGAGGGCGUCCCCCUCGUCUCGGUCUGCGCGCAGUGGGCAUCCGACGAGGCAGCGGCCAAGGUCUGCCGCAGGCUCGUCGAGUGCCGCGCCGACCCGAGCUGCCGCUCGCGCGCGGGGCUCUCGCCGCAGGUCAUGGCGGCGCGCUCGGGCAACGCGGCGACGGCGGCGGCGCUCGCGCAGCUGACCGAGAAGCUCACCGACGGCGCGCGGGAGGGGCUCGACGCGGCGGCCGCUGGCCAGCCGCCGGUGGUUCGAAGAGCGACCCGUCGAGGCCGCGGCGGGAAGAACAAGAGCUGAGCACGCACGCCGGGGCGGAGUGGCAGUCUUUGUGGCGUUUCGGCGUGGUCUUGCCAGCCUGGUGAGGGGCGGGGUGCCGAGGCAUCGUCUCACCAUGCGUGAGGUCUGACGCUCUUCCUCCAGAUCUGAGACGGGGCCGGGUGAGAGAGAGAGAGAGAGAGGGAGCCGAGCGAGCGGUAUGAUGACGUUCUCACACGGCUCUGACACUAGAGAGCUUCCCUCUACGUAGCUGUGGUGCUCGUGACUUUGCUCGUGCUGUUGACGUUGAGAGAGCUCCGGCGGCCCGCGCGCAUGC
Molecule: messenger RNA, 1663 nt
Organism: Emiliania huxleyi CCMP1516
Lineage: Eukaryota; Haptophyta; Isochrysidales; Noelaerhabdaceae
Exons: 13
Coding region: 1-1368 (455 amino acids)
Molecular function (GO): protein binding
Source: RefSeq, a predicted model, not a curated record